GAAAAACUAUAAGUACAUUUUCUAAGGUAAAUACAGUUAUAGAGACUGCAAUUAAAACGACGGGUAGUUUUCAGGUAUUAAUAGCAAUGUAUACAGACUGAAUAUUUCCAAUCAUAAACCAUAUAAUCACCCGACGACUUGUGCAAAAAUGGCUGACAAAGAAGGGAGUAAUUCCCCUGGUCAAAAAGAAGGGGACAAGGAAAACAACGACAGUAAUAAUGAUGAGAACGUUAAUGAGAAAAAUACCGACAGUGAAGGUAAAACUGGUGAUAAAACACAGGACUCACUGGGUGAUAAUCAAAAUGAUAAGACCGCAAAUGAAAGUGAAAAGUCAUCUAAUAAUGACGAAUCAAAAACCGAUGAUGGAGAUACUGAAAGAGACGAUGGAAAUAAGGAAGACGGUGGAAAUAAAAACGAGCCAGAGAAAGAUGUAAGUGAACAGAAAGACGAACAAAAUAAAGGGGAUGAUCGGCAAGAAUCUUUUCUAACAGAUCAGAAACAAGACAAUGAUCCUGAUGAAGACGAAAAUGAUGAUGCAACAGCUACUAAAGGUACCGAUGGAGAGAGCAAUGAUGAAUAUGAUGAACUUCCUCUUGAUGAUGAUGACAAACCACUUGACAGCAACGGAGAAGAUGAUGCUAAUGAAAAUGGUACAAAGAAUGACAAGGACGAAGAAAAGGAUAACGACGAUAGUGACGACAGAACAUCGAAAAGCAAUACCGAAUCCGAUGAAGAAGGCAAUGAAGAUAAAGAAAAUAAGGAAGAUGAAAAUGAGAACGAAAAUGACACCGAUAUGAACAAUGAACGUGAACAAGCUGAUCCUAAAGAUACUAAGGAGGUUAAUAAUACUAGUGAUGAAAGCCCAGAAGAACAGAAGGAAACUUCAGAUACUAGUGGUGAAGCUGUAAAGGAGGAUCAAGAGACAAUAGAAGAUCAAAAAGAACCAAGUAAAGACAGUCAGGAAGCAAUUCAUGAAAAUCAACCUGAAAUACCAGAUAGCCAAGAAUCUCUCAUUGAGGAUCAAGAAGAGGAAGACUCGGGUAGCCAAGAACCACCUGUAGAGGAAGAAAAUAAAGGCGAAGAAGGUGAAGAACAAAAUGAUAUUAACGAGCAAGAAAAGGAGCUCUCAGAUGAUGACUUUGUUUUGAAGCUCAACAAUAACGACAUUCAAGUGAUGAAAGAGACAAAGGAAUGGGAAAACACAUAUGGUGUUGACCUCGAAGCAAUGGAAAAAGACAUUGAACUCCUACUGUUAGGAGAAAUGGACUUGAAUAAUGAGAACUUAACUGAUGAAGAUAAAUCGUUAGUUGAGACACAGAUUAAAGAAAUGAAAUUGUUGACGUUGGAUGAACUUCUUGAAAGAACAAUGUCGCCAGAAUUCUAACAAAUGCAACGUUUAUUCGACUCAUUCAAACUAUGUAUUCAUACAUACACUGUAGACGAUCUUCUUGUUCUGAUAUUGCCUUUUUCAUAAUAUGCAAAGUAAAGAAUCAAGUUAUUUUCAAUAAAUCAAUUAUCAUCAUUA
This is a messenger RNA of Owenia fusiformis, 1525 nucleotides long. Lineage: Eukaryota; Metazoa; Annelida; Polychaeta; Sabellida; Oweniidae. The record is from the annotation of a GenBank genome assembly.